UUCCCGACGUAAACUUUUAUUUUUGGCGUUUAUUGUUUGCUUUCAUAAACUGUCUGUUUUUGUUUCGGAGCACCGGAAGUGACCGAACAGUUGCAGGCGGGAGGAUGACGCUGUCAGCUGUUAGCUAACCAGCUAAAGUGUCCACAAUGUCCAGAGAGCAGGUGAGUAUCAGUGAGCUCCUGCUCUCAUUGGACAAUGCAGAGCUGCAGGAGGCGGAGCAAGUCAGAGCUGCAGUCAGCCAGCAGCUGAGUACAGACAGAGGAGGUGCCGUUGUCCCCUCUCUGGUGGAGUAUUACCUGGACUCGUCCUCGUCUCAGGCGGUGCUCCUCCUGUCCUCCGUCAGAGAGCCGCAUCACAAGCCCCUGCUGGAGAAGCUCAGUGAGUGUGUGGGCAGACCCGGGACCAGACUGGCUGCUCUGACCCUGCUGGGUCACCUGAUCCGGAAACAGCCUCCUUGGGUUCAUCACAUCAGCCGCUCGCCCCUGCUGGCCUCCCUGCUGCGCUGCCUCAAGACAGACGCUGACGUCGUGGUCCUGAUCACCGCAGUCCUGGUCCUCAUCACUCUGUUACCCAUGAUCCCUCAGGCCGGGAAGCAACACAUCUACGACUUCUUCGACGUGUUCGGACGCCUCGCAUCCUGGAGCUACAAAAACCCUGGUCAGGUCUCUGUCGUUCACCUGGUCCACCUCCACGCAGGUGUGUACUCCCUGUUCCACCGCCUCUAUGGGAUGUUCCCCUGCAACUUCAUCUCCUACCUGAGGCUGCACUACAGCAUGAAGGAGAACCUGGACACCUUCCAGGAGGUCGUCAAGCCAAUGCUGGAACAUGUCAGGGUUCACCCAGAGUUGGUCUCAGGUACUCAGGACUAUGAACUGGACCCGACCAGGUGGAAGUGUUAUGAAGUCCAUGACAUUGUGAUCGAGUGCUCCCGAGUGUGUCUGGAUCCUCUGGAGUCGUCCUGUGAGGAGGACACUUACUGCUCCCUGAGAGACCCUCCCUCUUCACCCUCAUCCUCCUCCUCACCCAGACCUCCCCUGCUGUCCUCCUCUCACCUGAACAUCACCUCGGAGACGCUCAGCAGCUCAGGAAGUCCAAUGUGUCCUCCAGUAUCUGGACGUCUGUCUCUGACCCAGCCGAUGCUCCACAGCUCCUACACACAGGCUGAUGAUGUCACCUGGAGCCCCUCCUCCCAGUGUGGUUUGUCAACGCCCCCCCCUGAACCUGCUGCUUCAACAGGCUCCGCCCACCCACUGAGCAGGACCACCUCCGUCUCAGGUGUGAAGUGUCCCUCAUCAGCCACCGUCCCAGUGACACCACUGACUGAGGGAGACCAAGAUGGCGGUCUGACUCCUGGCCACAACAACCAGGUGAAGCCCGUCACAGAACUGGAGCGGUCGUCCUUUCAGCCUAUCACAGAGAAAGAGGGAAGAGGCCAGAGUGAUGUCAUCAACAGCGAAGAGCCUUCCUCCUCCCAGCCCAUCCUGCUCACCUCCACCCCUGCUCGUGAUGAGGCUCCAUCAGGUUCAGCCCCCUGCCCUCUUCCCAGCACCAUCUCGCUCUGCUUCACGCCCCCUCGGCCCUCCACAGAGGAGGAGGGAGCCUCCGCCCUGUAUGGCCCCGCCCACACAGACCAGAGCCCCGCCCCUCCGUACGAAGCCCUGUUUGAGCUCGCUCUGCCCCGAGCCGCCACGCUCUUCAUUGGGAAGAAGACAAAGGAGGUGCUGGACAGAGCAGCAGGUGGAGAGGAGAAGGACAGGGACGAGGAGCAGGCCUCCGUCUCUCCUCUGGAGGUUCUAGACCAGCUGAUCGUCCACGGACACGACGCCCACGAAGGCCUCAGCAGGAGGUUGUCAGCAGUGCAUAAGUCGGUGGAUCGAAGUCAUUUUGGAGGUAAACAGCAGAGCAUGAAAACCAAAGGCCCCGCCCAGGGGGAGGAGCUUCAGUCUCUGAGGAGUCAGUUGCUUCUGGUCCACAGUCAGCUGCAGUACGAACGUUUCAAACGUCAGCAACACGCCAUCAGAAACCGCCGUCUGCUGCGGAGAGUCAUCAACGCCACCGUGCUGGAGGAGCACAGCGUCGCCAUGAAGGCUCAGCUGAGCGUUCAGGAUGAAGAGAUUCGAUCUCUGAAGUCCAGUCUGGGUGAAGAGCAGAGACGAUACACACAACUGCAGCAGGACACGCACACUCACACUCAGCAGCUGCACACACACAUCCAGCAGCUGUUGCUGCAACAGCAGGACCAGCAGAGAGACAACCAGAGACUGCAGAGCGAGCUUCAGGAGUGUCAGAGCAGGUUGAAGGAUCUGGAGGCGGAGCUUCAGAAAGCCAAUAACGAGGCUUACAAUGCAGAGCACCAGCUGACCCAGCUGUCACUCAAGCUGUGCAGCAGCGAGCAGCUGCAGCAGCACAUGUUCAUGUUGAACCAGCAGCUCGUCCUGCUGAGAGAAACGAACAGACGACUGAUGGAUCAGCUGGAGGGAGGAGACACACACCAGAGCACUCCGACUCGGACAACACAGUCUGUUUUGAGCUCAAACCUGCAGACAUCAGCUCUUCACGAUCGAUCUGUGACUCUGUGUGUGUGUCAGGAGGCGUUCAUGCUGCAGUGCAGUGUGGGUAAGGAGUACCAGCGGCUGAAGGACAGUGACGUCCAGCAGAGACAGAAGCUGGAAGCAGCCAAUCACAGGAUAGCAGACCUGGAGAACCAGCUGGCCCAUAAAGAGCAGCUGAUCCUGGAUCAGAAGAAACUUCUAGAGGACACCAAGACCCAAAGCAGAGCGGAGCUGUCGGCGUGCGACAGUCGCUGUGUCGCUCUCAGGAGACUCACUCAGACCCUGCAGACUGAGAUGCUUCACCUGUACAGCCAGAUCCACCUGGACGCACAUACCCACAGCAGGCCUCAGGAUGUGUGCAGCAGGCCAAAUGGCAGCAGCAUCCCUUUGCCGGCCCCUCAGGGCAGCCACAUGCCCCGCCCUUCUUCUUCUUCUUCUGUAGGGAGAAUAAACGGAGGUGUGGAGGCCCUCUCCACCUCUCCUCUGCACCUGCCCUCCUGCUCCUCCUCGCCCCUCUCCCUCUCUCCCAUUGACUCCCCCCUGGCCGUUGGCUCCUUCCUGGAGCAGCGCGCCCGGCAGCUGUUCAGACCGACCAAUCACAGCCAGGAGGAGAAGGAGCAACAGGAAGGGGAGGAGCAGGACCAGGAGGAGGAGGAUGAAGCCCAGCCAGAGAGCCCUCCUGUGGGCCAAGAGGCGGAGGAGGCCUCCCUCCUCUCAGGGAGUCCUCAGACGGAGCUCCAACACCGAGAUUCAGCUCACAGCUGCCCUGCCUCUGGACCUGCAGCGCCCCCUACAGACCUGACCCUCGCUGUCCGUCACAGGAGACAUGAACUGAGCAUCAUGGACUACGAUGAGACGCUGCCAGAGUACUGAUGAUGAGAUCGGCUGCUGACGCUCCAGUCGCAUCAGGACCUUCAGUCGCAUUUGAAAUGAAAAAUAAUUAACUACACUGACAAAGACCCAAAUCCAGCAGCACAGAGGAGUUCAUCUGCAUCUGGACAAGUAUGACGAGCUAACUGCUAACAUGCUUGUUGUGCUGAGUGCUAAAUGUGAGAGAUUCAUUGGCAGCUAAAGCUCCACAGCAGUCUCCUAAGCUGUUUUGCCUUAUUCUGCUCAUUCAGAAAUAUGUUGCUAAUGAGCUAAAGGAAUCAAGUUAAUGUUUAAUUAACAUGACAAGCCAGAAAAAGCUUAAGUGACAGUGAGGAUGAUGGAUGAACACUAAGUGUUAGGGUUAGGGCAACACAGCAAAGCAAAGGGAUAACUCAAAAAUACAUUUAAUCCAUAAAUAAGCUCAGGUUUUCCCCUAAAUGUGCCUUUUGUCUUUAAUGUUAAUGUCACAGUAUCACAGCAUGAAGAUAAAAACACGAUUCCUGUUUUAUCAUACCAUAACAUUUAGCUUCUAAGCUAACAGGCAUUUUGGGAGACAGUAAUUAAAACCGAUUUUACCUCAGAUGAAUGUCUGUUAAUCCUGCUGUGCUGUAAAGGAAAUGAGUUGUCAGCUGUGACUGAAGGUCCUGAGUUUAAAAGACUGAUCGUGUCUGAGAGACUUGUAGUUGCUGCCAGGAAACAACUUUUUAAAGCCAAAAAUAAUAAAAGAAAAUGGAGAGAUUUA
Molecule: messenger RNA, 4164 nt
Organism: Scatophagus argus
Lineage: Eukaryota; Metazoa; Chordata; Actinopteri; Scatophagidae
Gene: tsc1a
Product: TSC complex subunit 1a
Exons: 22
Coding region: 147-3425 (1092 amino acids)
Biological process (GO): regulation of cell cycle; negative regulation of cell population proliferation; negative regulation of TOR signaling
Cellular component (GO): TSC1-TSC2 complex
Source: RefSeq, a predicted model, not a curated record